CAACCAUGCAAUUAAGGGGUAUUUCGUUGCGUCAUGUGAUUUUUGACAGACCAAACGUCAAAAAGAAAUCUGCCUUCUGUCAAAAUCCGGCAUCCAUUUUGGAAUAUUUCUAGUAAAAUAUCACCGGUUAUUUGAAUUGGAUUUGUUUUUUUCUUGGAAACAUUUUAAAGUGCUUACAUUAUGUCGGCCGCACAGUUGUUUAAUCGAAUCGGACAGUUUGGGUUGGGGGUAGCCCUUGUCGGCGGUGUAGUAAAUUCAGCUUUAUACAAUGUUGACGGUGGAAACAGAGCCGUAAUAUUCGACAGAUUCUCAGGAAUCAAGAAGCAAGUUAUGGGCGAGGGUACGCAUUUUUUCAUUCCGUGGGUGCAAAGGCCGAUUAUUUUUGAUGUUAGGUCCAGGCCUAGGAACGUUCCUGUUGUCACGGGCAGUAAAGAUCUCCAAAACGUCAACAUCACCCUACGUAUCCUAUUUAGGCCCGUACCAGACCAACUACCGAGAAUCUACACAAUCUUAGGCCAGGAUUACGAAGAACGCGUGCUGCCCUCUAUCACGACCGAAGUUUUGAAGGCCGUUGUUGCUCAAUUUGACGCCGGCGAAUUGAUCACGCAACGUGACCUGGUCUCUCAGAAAGUGAGCGCGGAUUUGAUGGAGAGGGCUGCUCAAUUCGGCGUCAUCCUCGACGAUAUUUCCAUCACCCAUCUAACUUUCGGUAGAGAGUUCACACAGGCUGUAGAGUUAAAACAGGUGGCGCAACAAGACGCCGAAAAGGCCAGAUUCUUGGUAGAAAAAGCCGAGCAAACCAGAAAAGCCACCGUUAUAUCGGCCGAAGGUGACGCACAAGCCGCCAUUUUGUUGGCUAAAGCUUUUGGAGAUGCCGGCGAAGGUUUGGUCGAAUUAAGAAGAAUCGAAGCAGCCGAAGACAUCGCCUAUCAACUUUCCAAAUCAAGACAAGUUGCUUACUUACCUGGUGGCCAGAAUAUGCUCUUAAAUGUGCCAACUCCUGGCAACUAAAUUCUAAAAUGUGAUGGAAUGUGUUGUAGCAUUUAACUGAACAAUCUGAAAUAUAUAAAAAGUCGUUUGUUUUAUAUUGACUGCAUUUUUAAUAAAAACAUUUUUGUUCAUAUGUUGUAUUUCAGAUUUUGUCAGCCUGGAAAGAAUGAACAGUAAAUAGUUUUAAGUUAAAUCCAAAUCUCCGGUGUUUAUUUUCUAUAUCCCUAAGUCAAAUUAUCGUAUUGUUAUUAUUGUUAAUAAAUUUUAUAAACACGAAAACAA
Molecule: messenger RNA, 1272 nt
Organism: Brassicogethes aeneus
Lineage: Eukaryota; Metazoa; Arthropoda; Insecta; Coleoptera; Nitidulidae
Source: the annotation of a GenBank genome assembly